CUUUGUCGAACCUUUUUUUUUACCUUCCUUUUCAUUACUCUUCUAAACGAAAAUGUCUGACGAUCACGAAACCACCUUCGGUGCCGCCGAUGCCGGUGCCUCCUUGACCUUCCCCAUGCAGUGCUCUGCUCUCCGCAAGAACGGUCACGUCGUCAUCAAGGGUCGUCCCUGUAAGAUCGUCGACAUGUCGACCUCCAAGACCGGCAAGCACGGUCACGCCAAGGUCCAUCUGGUUGCCAUUGACAUUUUCACGGGCAAGAAAUUGGAAGACUUGUCGCCCUCGACCCACAACAUGGAUGUCCCCAACGUCCAGCGUAAAGAAUACCAGGUCAUCAACGUCGAAGACGGUUUCCUUAGCUUGAUGUUGGACGACGGCGAUACCAAGGAUGAUGUCAAGCUUCCCGACACCAACCUUGGUGAGCAGUUGCAAAACGACUUUGACGAAGGCAAGGACUUGUUGGUCACUGUCGUAUCUGCCAUGGGUGAAGAACAUGCUUUGGCCUACAAGGAAGCUCCCAAAUAAGCUGGUUCUUUUUUUUUUGCAUCAUGUUCUUUUGUAUUUAAGAAAAAGCAAUACUUCCUCCAAAAAAAAAACCUCAUCUACGAUCUCCCUUCCGCUUAUCACUUCUCACAACUCACAUAAUAAAAAGUCGAAAAAGACAUUUGCACUGCAAUUGUAUGUACAACGCC
Messenger RNA from Zychaea mexicana, 690 nucleotides. RefSeq names its product eukaryotic translation initiation factor 5A. The transcript has 4 exons. Bases 53 to 523 code for a protein of 156 amino acids. NCBI's taxonomy places the organism in Eukaryota, Fungi, Mucoromycota, Mucoromycetes, Mucorales, Lichtheimiaceae. Gene Ontology annotation, molecular function: translation elongation factor activity; ribosome binding; RNA binding. Gene Ontology annotation, biological process: positive regulation of translational termination; positive regulation of translational elongation. The record is from RefSeq and is a predicted model, not a curated record.